GUCCUCGCGGAGGAGUUGAAUGACUUGAAGCAACGACGGGCCGCGAUGCGCGCGGCCAACCGUGCAUUGGCAAAGCAGGAGAAGAAUAUGAAAAAACGACGUGGUGGAGCUGCAGUGGUCGCAGCUGGUGGUGGAGAUGGCGCGGAAAGUCUUCUGUGUGAAAAGAUCCCCGGAAUUGUGGCUGUCUAUGCGCGUGUCACUCUCGGAGGUGGUGGAGCUGCGGUGGUAGCAGCUGGUGGUGGAGAUGGCGCGGAAAGUCUUUUGCGUGAAAAGAUCCCCGGAAUUGUGGCUGUUUAUGCGCGUGUCACUUUCACAGGUCAUGGUGCUCCCCCUCCAAAUCUGCCAGCUGGCGCUGCAGCUGGCGUUGCAGGGGAAGGUCUAGACUGUUUGUUUGCUUUCUGCGUGUGUGGAGCUCUUGGCAGACCAGGUGCGAAUGAUGUGGAGGAGGCUGAUGCCAUUUCAUCUGAGAGUGAUCGCGGCGAAGGCGCGCGGGUGGAUGUGGUUUUGAGUGUGUUGCUCAUGGCCGAAGUUUGCUCUAAAUCAGUUCUCAUUGGAGGCGGUGCUGCUGAUGGUGAUGGUGAGGAAGACUAG
Messenger RNA from Durusdinium trenchii, 591 nucleotides. NCBI's taxonomy places the organism in Eukaryota, Dinophyceae, Suessiales, Symbiodiniaceae. The record is from the annotation of a GenBank genome assembly.